UAGUAGAAAAGGUAAGUAAGAAUGAGUUGUGGAGUCUUUUAUUGUUUGGCCAUCAUACAAUUUGAAAUGUAGGAUCAUGAGCUUUUAUGUAGCCUUUUACUUAUCGCCCAGAGCUUCCAGCCCCCGAACUUCACAAAAGCAAGUACUUUGCGAAGAGGUUUGCGGGCGGGGAAAGAAAUCUUCUCUCCUUGUCUUAGGGUUAUUAGCUUAGGGCCCUGUGAAUGUAACCGACAAAAGACAGAUUAAAAAGAAAAACAGACUGUGAACAUUUGCAGCGCCCCUACACACGGAGUAACUGGUGAUGGGCGGGCUUACGUAGCAAUUUAUCAAAAGAACAAAACAUUUGUAGAGAAGCCACAAGACAAAGGAAAAGGACCUUGAGUUUCUAGGGCGGCCAAUUGUGGGAAGGCAAAUAUAUGGGAAACUGAUGGGAGACAAGAACUAGUUAGUAAAGUUGGUUAUGCAGAUUCCUCCAGUGCCACCUCUGGGCUGAUGAGGGUCUAGAGUUUUCUCCUGUGAUUGACUUCUGCCCUUUCUGGUAGAUUGGGGGCGGGGGGGACACCUUUGCAAACUUAUGUCCUGCUCUUAGGAAGUAGGGAGAGAGCAGCGAGCUUUUCUUGUAUCAGCUUAAUUGCCUUUAGCUCAAUAUAAUCCUUAUGCCAAACUGGCACGGUUUGGUGCAGCGUAUUCUGCUGCCCAUCAGGUUCUAGGGCUGUCCUCACAAUGAGUUGUGAGGGAAAGUGUUACUAAGUGUGGAAAUAUACACUACGUAUAGCAGUAGAUGGACAUGUGGUCUCCUCUGACACAAGCAAAAUGUUUUAAAAUGAUGACAAACUGGGCAACAACUCUGAAGCUUCCUGAGUCUUUUAAUAAAUGUAAAGCUUAAAACUUAUUUUUUUUUAGAAAUGAUAUAUGCUUAGUAUGGAAAAUCUGCUCAGAGAUUCUCAUUGUUAAUAUUUCAGCACCCUAUUCCAGUCUUUUAAAAUGUAUUUCAAAAAGAAAAAUAUAUCUCAAGACUACACUGGGUAUUUACAUAUAAAUGUAAACCUAAUAUAUAUUUUCAAAAGUUUUUACUGUAAUGGGAAAAUAUUCAUUGCAUAAUAUGGAGUAAAAGUUAGAAGAUACAAAGCUAUAUAGUAUAAUCACAUUUUUAUUCAAGUGUUCUGCUCGUAUAUAUAAUAUAUAAAAGAAAAAAUAAGAAAAAGGAAACAUAUGAAGAAAAGACAAAACUCUCCAUACACGUAUAUGUACUUUACUCCCAUGGUGUCAUACAUGAAUAAAAUCGCACCAUUUGGAUAGACUGUGAGGUGAAAGUGCACUGGACUUGCCCUAGAAUCUGGGCUUGAGUUGGACAUGGUGUGACCUUGGGCGAGCUCCUUCCCCUCCCAGACUCAGCUUCCAAAUCUAAGAGGGGAACAGUAACGCCUCCCUCUCAAUCUGUUGUGAGAAUUAAGUGAUCUUAUGAAUGUAAAGGUGUUUAGUACCGUGCCCAGCACAGAGUAAGCCCUCUAUUACUCUGUUUUCCUGAACCCCAGCUCAUCCUGCCUGAAGUUCAAAGUUUUCUCCACUAGAUGGUGAUGGUAGAAAAAUAAAAUGAGUAAACCAUACCAGCCCCUAACCAGAUUUAAACUUUCUUUUUAAAUCAGCGUAAAUACAAAUAAGUGUACACUCUGUUAUAAGGUUGCAGGAAAUGAGUUCCGUGUAAAGCAGUAAGCCCUCGGCUUAAGUGUCCUCCGCUAAUCCCUCACUGCUUUCUUGUCUUCAGCCGGACUUGGCGCUCUCUUUGAGCAGUGUAACCAUGUCUGUUCUCUGCCCCAGAAUCGCAAUGGGGAUGACAGAUGCCGUGUGUGGCUCAACUCUCAGAUCAGCCAUCUAUUCAGUGGCCACCGGGAAAGUCUCAGCCUCGUGCAGGUCCCGCGUGCUGCCGUGUAAUACGCCUCCUAGUGUUAUCGAACCUCAGGCGUCAUCUUGGCCCUCGUAAUCAUACCCAAGUCAAGGGGAAGGCAGACUCAGAAGUCACGACUGCGUCCUGAUUUACAAAUCGGAGGCGGAGGGGCACGAACACCACACACCAGACAGGAACUUAGUCGGACUCACCACCAAGAUGCUGAAAGUGAAGCGGCUGGAAGAAAUCAGCACGUGUUACCACAGUGACCAGCUGGAGAAAAUGGCCUUUUUUCAGUGCAUGGAAGAGGUGGAGAAAGUGAAGUGUAUUCUGGAAGAAAGUUCUAGUGAACAGGAUUCGAGAUCUGGGAAGAGUGAGGCUAAGGAGCAGGUGUGCUCACACCCUGGCCUGAAGGAAGCAGCACCAGACAAAGGCAAAAGGACGGCACCUCCCACAGACGAGGCCUGGGCACCACCUGCGCCGUUUGAUCACCGCAUCGUGACAGCCAAGCAGGCCGCGGUCAACAGCUUCUACACCGUGAGCAGAACUGAAAUCCUAGGAGGGGGGCGCUUUGGCCAGGUUCACAAGUGUGAGGAGAAAGCCACAGGUCUGAAGCUGGCGGCCAAGAUCAUCAAGACCAGAGGCAUGAAGGACAAGGAUGAAGUGAAGAACGAGAUCAACGUCAUGAACCAGCUGGACCACGUGAACCUCAUUCAGCUCUACGACGCCUUCGAGUCUAAGAACGACAUGGUCCUGGUCAUGGAGUAUGUGGAUGGAGGGGAGCUCUUCGACCGCAUCGUUGAUGACAACUACAAUCUGACUGAGCUUGAUACCAUCCUGUUCAUCAGGCAGAUAUGUGAGGGGCCUGAGAACAUCCUGUGUGUGAAUCGGGAUACUAAACAAAUAAAAAUUAUUGACUUUGGAUUGGCCAGAAGAUACAGACCCAGAGAGAAGCUGAAGGUGAACUUCGGAACGCCAGAAUUCCUCGCCCCUGAAGUUGUGAACUAUGAUUUUGUUUCCUUUUCCACGGACAUGUGGAGCGUGGGAGUCAUCACUUACAUGCUACUCAGCGGUUUGUCCCCCUUCCUGGGAGAUAACGACGCCGAGACCCUGAACAACAUCCUGGCCUGCAGGUGGGAUCUGGAGGAUGAAGAAUUUCAGAACAUCUCGGAGGAGGCCCGGGGGUUCAUCUCCAAGCUUCUGAUCAAGGAGAAGAGUUGGAGGAUAAGCGCGAGUGAAGCCCUCAAGCACCCUUGGCUGUCGGAUCACACGCUCCGCUCCAGGCUCAGCGCGCAGAAGAGGAAGAAUUGCUGCUCUGACGCCCAGGACCUGGUGGCCAAAUAGUCCCCGGAGGCGCCCUCUUGAAAGGAAAACUGCUGCGGUUGCUGCUGCUUUGAGAAGAUUUUUGGAAAAAUCAGCAGUUCUGAUGCCUUGACCCCUAAGGAGACUGGUGGCUCUGGGGGAGGGGAAGCCGCCACACAGAACUCUGAGUACCUCUGCCAGGCUCGCGGGGCCGGGGACACCCAGAGCUGCGGCCCAGGGGGCAGGCAAGCCCACUCCCUGCAGCAGUGCACACCCCAGAAGACAUUUCUCUGCCACCCUGAGCUUUAGAACUUUCGAUCUCAGUCACUGGGGCACGGGGUGCAUUAUUUCUGCAAUUUCUCAGAUCCCUAGAGCAAAAUCAUACUGGAGAUUUCAAAACAUGUUGAUGCAGAGGUUAACUAUCAUAUAUAGAAUGAAUAAACAACAAGGUCCUACUGUAGAGCACAGGGAACUAUAAACCAUAACAUAACAGAAAAGAAUAAGAAAAAGAAACCAUAACAGAAAAGAAUAAACCAUAACAGAAAAACCAUAACAGAAAAGAAUAAGAAAAAGAAAGUAUAUAUAUGUAAAAAAAACCCAACCGUGUUGGAUACAUUUAGAGGGAGAAUUGCCUUUCAAAGAGGUGAGUACGACGCCAGAAAAAAUCCUAAGUCUGGUGCGCCCUUGACCACUUAGUUUCUCAGACUCUAUUACCUGGAUUUGGUCUGAAUCAGGUGAAUCCAGCUGAUAAGUCAUUUGCUCUCUGGAACAUAAGCUUUCUUUGAAUUCUGAGGCAAGAAGCAUCAGACAGUCUACCUUCAUUUAUUCUGAAAUCCCCUCCAAGAGCAGCAGUGUCUUCUAAGCAACAGAUCUACUUCCAAACGAGGCACGUGUGUUGUCGCCACGCACCCCGCUCUCUUCCGAGGGAAUCUUCAUCCACAUGGAGCACACUGGCUUUGGGAGAUGGUGUAUGACUAGUCUUUACAAUCAGGACCUUUGGAAUAACGUUAACAGUCCCGAGAGCUUCCCUCAACGUGGCUGAAACAAGAAGAGAUGGGUCUGGUGGGUCCUGAGGGGGACAGUGCUGUGCUUCCUGUGAAAGUGACCCAGGUAAAUGCCAGCCCGUGUGAGGACCAGUGACCUCACCUACGUGGCGUCUCUGUGGCUCAGCCCCAUGCAGGGAGCCUUGGACACUGAAGGCCAGGGGCACCUCCACUCACUUUGGGGAUGUGACACUGAUUUCCAGUUGGAAGCAUCUUCUUGUUCCCGAGCUCGUGUGCCAUUUUGUCACAGACGUUUAACAGGGGACGUGAGCCCUGCUGCAGGAUUGGGCGUUGUUUCUUUACAAAGCAGAAGCGAUGCAGAGGGAUUACACGCCCAGCACCACGCCCACCACCAGCAUCUUAAGCCUCCCUCACAUUUUCCACUUCCAAGUACCUGUUGUGUUGAGAUCAGCUAUAAUAAUGUCUUUAUUUUUAGCUUAAAUCGUUCUAGCCUGCAGUUGUCUCAACAGCGACAAAACAAAAUAAGGGCAGCUCGGGGCUGCCUGGGCCAGGGCGGACCUGACGUGCGUUGGCUUUUCCCAGCAUCCCACCGGUGAAUCCUCAUGGCCUGCCCACGGAGAGCAACGCAUGCAACGUCCUUUUUCUUGUGUUUCAGUUACGGGGGAAGCAGAGGCAGAGACGAGGUGUCAUUAGUUCAGGCCACAAGCCAACUUACUGGUCGUGCUGGCUGUGGAAGGUCCUCCUUUGCGGCCUCUGCUCUUGCAUUACGAUGCACUCUUUCUUCCUUGGGCCUAUGCAUUUACCCAAGGUUGGCUUCUCCUGUUCCUGUUCUGUGACUAUGUUUCCAAUGUUUAAUUUAG
Molecule: messenger RNA, 5051 nt
Organism: Globicephala melas (long-finned pilot whale)
Lineage: Eukaryota; Metazoa; Chordata; Mammalia; Artiodactyla; Delphinidae
Gene: MYLK4
Product: myosin light chain kinase family member 4
Biological process (GO): protein phosphorylation
Molecular function (GO): ATP binding; myosin light chain kinase activity
Source: RefSeq, a predicted model, not a curated record